AUGGCUUCGGGCGCCGACGCCGCGGCGGCGGGGGUCGCGGCGCUGGGGAUCUCCGGCGCCGGCGACGGCGCCGGCGAGUGGGCGGCGGCGUGCCCGCCGCUGCGGCGGAACCUGCAGCUGCUCGCGCCUGACGAGGUUGGGCUAGCAAAAAUGCUGUUGAAUGAGGGCCAGAUUCACCUGUUUGAACACUGGCCUGAACCAGGUGUUGAUGAUGACAAGAAAAGAGGCUUCUUUGAUCAGGUUCGCCGACUUAAUUCAAGCUAUCCUGGAGGUCUGGUAUCUUACAUCCAGAAUGCCAAAAAACUUCUUGCGGAUUCAAAGGCAGGCAAAAACCCAUAUGAUGGUUUCACCCCUUCUGUGCCUUCAGGUGAGGUUUUGACCUUUGGCGAUGACAAUUUUGUUUCACUGGAAGCAGCUGGGAUAAAAGAAGCCCGCAAUGCUGCAUUUGUUCUUGUAGCCGGAGGGCUUGGUGAAAGGCUUGGUUACAAAGGAAUUAAGGUAGCACUUCCGCGGGAAACAACUACUGGAAAAUGUUUCCUUCAACAUUAUCUAGAGUCUAUCCUGGCUUUACAAGAGGCCAGCUGCAAAAUGGUUGAUGAGGGGUGCCAAACAAAGAUUCCAUUCAUUAUUAUGACUUCUGAUGAUACAAAUGCUCUAACUAUCAAGCUUUUAGAGUCAAACUCCUACUUUGGAAUGGAACCAUCUCAAGUGAAAAUACUAAAGCAGGAAAAAGUAGCGUGUCUAGCUGACAAUGAUGCAAGGCUUGCAUUAGACCCAAGUGAGAAGUACAAAAUUCAGACAAAGCCACAUGGGCAUGGAGAUGUUCAUUCUCUUCUUUAUUCAAGUGGCUUGCUUGAGCAAUGGAAGAGUGAAGGCCGGAAGUGGGUUCUCUUUUUCCAGGAUACAAAUGGAUUGCUUUUCAAUGCAAUACCAUCAGCAUUAGGUGUCAGUGCCACCAAGGGUUACAAUGUAAAUUCUCUCGCAGUUCCUAGGAAGGCUAAGGAAGCAAUUGGAGGAAUUACCAAACUUACUCAUGUCGAUGGUAGAACAAUGGUGAUCAACGUAGAGUACAAUCAGCUUGAUCCACUCCUUCGCGCAACUGGACAUCCUGAUGGAGAUUCAAAUUGUGAGACAGGCUAUUCUCCAUAUCCUGGAAAUAUAAACCAGUUGAUACUGGAGCUUGGACCAUACAUUGAGGAGCUCAAGAAAACACAUGGCGCCAUUUCUGAAUUUGUAAAUCCCAAGUAUACUGAUUCGACCAAGACAGCAUUUAAAUCCUCCACUCGUCUAGAGUGCAUGAUGCAAGACUAUCCAAAGACAUUGCCUCCCUCAGCAAAAGUUGGAUUCACGGUGAUGGAUACAUGGCUUGCUUAUGCUCCUGUGAAGAAUAAUCCUGAAGACGCAGCUAAAGUUCCAAAAGGCAAUCCUUAUCAUAGUGCAACCUCGGGAGAGAUGGCAAUUUACAGGGCGAACAGCCUUAUUUUGAGAAAGGCUGGUGCACAGAUAGCUGACCCUAUUGUUGAUACUUUCAACGGGCAAGAGGUAGAGGUUUGGCCACGCAUAACCUGGAGCCCACGGUGGGGUCUCACCUUCAAGAGUGUCAAGGAGAAAGUGCAUGGCAACUCUUCAGUUUCUCAGAGGUCAGCUUUGGUCAUCAAUGGUCAGCACGUCUUCCUUGAAGGCCUCUCAUUGGACGGCACUCUUAUUGUCAAUGCUAUCGAUGAAGCAGAGGUUAAACUUACCGGUCAUGUACAAAAUAAAGGCUGGACUAUCCAGCACGUCGACUACAAGGACACCUCGGAGAAGGAAGAGAUCAGGAUCCGUGGAUUUAAGUUUGAGAAGGUUGAGCAGCUAGAGGUGAACUACACGGAGCUAGGAAAACAUAGCUUGAGUGCAUGA
Messenger RNA from Miscanthus lutarioriparius, 1899 nucleotides. The record is from the annotation of a GenBank genome assembly. NCBI's taxonomy places the organism in Eukaryota, Viridiplantae, Streptophyta, Magnoliopsida, Poales, Poaceae.